Messenger RNA from Rhododendron vialii, 2914 nucleotides. Its product is annotated as pentatricopeptide repeat-containing protein At3g53700, chloroplastic. Gene Ontology annotation, molecular function: protein binding. The record is from RefSeq and is a predicted model, not a curated record. Lineage: Eukaryota; Viridiplantae; Streptophyta; Magnoliopsida; Ericales; Ericaceae. The transcript has a single exon. The coding region runs from base 325 to 2619 and encodes 764 amino acids.
GAAACCGUCUUAUGUACCCGAGGAACCGCAUGUAUGGAAUGAUUCUAGAUGAAGUUCUGUCCGGAGCUGUGUUAUUGAAGACCUUCUCUCAUUGGAUUAUCCAAUUUCCCCUUUAAGCUAAGAACAGGACGUGUAUUCUCUCGAGAUUCUCCUGUCUCCACCAGGAUUUUUUCCGUACCUCAUAUUUUCCAUAUGAGCUCAUAAUUCCCCUAAGCCAAUCCCCCCCCCUGUAAUUCUUCUCUCUCUUUCGAAUUGAGUCGCUCUAAUCUCACUUUUUUCUAAAUGAAGUUAUGUAGCAAUCUACAUGUUUGUUGAAUUGUCUAAAUGGCUUUCUCUUCUUGCCUUCUUCAAUUCUACCCUUUCACUCUCCCCCACACUCUAAGCCUCCCACCUCGUUCUCUCUCUUCCAAAUCCCUCAAACCCAUUUACACCAUACCCCAUAGGGAACUACUCACUUCCAUCUCAGCCUCAACUUCACCUUCUCCCUCCCUAACCCAUAAACUCCCACCGGACUUCUCCACAGAGCAGCUCCUCCACGCCCUCAGCCAACAAAAUGAUGAAACUUCUGCGGUUAACCUCUUCCGUUGGGCCUCCAAACAGCCCAAUUUCAAACCCACUUUGCCCGUAUACGAGGAAAUCAUUCGGAAGCUUGGACACCUUGGAUCAUUCGAUUCAAUGAAGCGAAUCUUGAAGGAUAUGAGGGUUUCCAAUUGCAGGCCCGACGAAGGUACUUUCUUGAUUUUCAUUGAGAGUUACGCGAAACGAGAUUUGUAUGAUGAUGCUAUUGGGGUUCUUGAUAUGAUGGAACAAGAAUUUGGGUUGAAACCGGGAGGGUAUACUUACAAUUUUCUGUUAAAUGUUCUUGUUGAUGGAAACAAGUUAAAAUUAGUGGCUAGCGUUCACUCCAUGAUGUUUGCUAGAGGCGUUGAACCUGAUGUUUCAACAUUUAAUAUAGUGAUAAAGGCUCUGUGUAACUCCCAUCAAAUUAGGCAUGCUAUUUUAAUGAUUGAAGAUAUGUUUAACUAUGGUUUGGCACCAGAUGAGAUAACAUAUACCACCAUAAUGCAAGGAUAUAUUGAGGAAGGGAAUUUGGAAACUGCGAUUAGAAUCAGGGAGGAAAUGAAAGCAGCUCAAUGCCCACUGAGCAAAGUAACUGUUAAUGUUUUGAUUCAUGGGUAUUGUAAAGAGGGUAGAAUUGAGGAAGCUUUGAAAUAUGCAGAAGAGAUGUGGGUUGAGGGAUUUCGUCCCGAUCAAUUUACUUUUAAUACUUUGGUGCAUGGUUUGUGCAAGUCUGGACAUGUUGAGCACGCGUUAGAGCUUUUGGAUUUAAUGCUUCAGGAGGGGUUUGAUCCGGAUGUCGUCACUUAUAACACUUUGAUAUCCGAACUGUGUAAAUCUGGUCAAGAUGAUGAAGCCGUGGAAGUUCUCAAUCAGAUGAUUUCAAGGGAUUGUUCCCCUGAUACAGUGACAUAUAACACUUUGCUUAGCAACUUGUGCAAGGAGAAACAAAUGGAAAAGGCCGCUGAAUUUGCUCAUAUUAUUAUGAAGAAGGGAAUUCUACUGGAUGUUUCUACGCUAAAUUCCCUCGUAGAAGGACUCUGCUUGACGAAGAAUCACAAAUUUGCAAUUGAAUUGUUCCAUGAAUUGAAAAACCAAGGGUGCCAGCCUGAUGAGUUUACUUACAAUAUGCUAGUCGACAGCCUUUGUUUGAGAGGAAAACUAGACGAAGCUUUGCGCCUAUUUAAAGAAAUGGAAACAUGUGGCUUCACACCAAAUGUAAUAUUGUAUAACACUCUCAUAGCCGAAUUUUGCAAGAAGAAGAGGAUUGAAGAAGCGGGGGAGAUUUUUGAUCAGAUGGAACUCGAAGGUGUUUCAAGAAAUAAGGUGACUUAUAACUCCCUUAUUGAUGGCCUUCGUAUGAGUAAGAGAAUGAAUGAGGCCGCGGAGCUUAUGGAUCAGAUGAUAACGGAAGGACUUCAACCUGAUAAGUUCACCUAUGACUCAAUACUCUCUCAUUUCUGCAGAGCUGGCAAUAUGAAGAAGGCGGCGGACAUAGUCCAAACCAUGGCUUCAAAUGGGUGUGAACUGGAUCAUCUCACCUACGGAACCCUAAUACAGGGAUUUUGUAAAGCGCGUAAAAUCAAGCCUGCAACUAGGCUCCUUAGAACUAUGCAGUUGAAUGGAAUGGCUUUGACCCCGCAAAUCUAUAAUCCCCUAAUCGAAGCCCUCUUCAAAGAGAAUACAGAAGAAGCCAUGACACUGUUUAGAGAAAUGGAAGAGAAUGGUCACCCUCCAGACGCCGUUUCAUAUAAAAUUGUUUUUCGCGGGCUAUGUUCUGGCGGAGGACCUAUUGGAGAGGCUGUCGAUUUCCUGGUUGAAAUGACUGAUAACAGACUAACACCGGAAUUCUCUACGUUCUGUCUGCUGGCUAAAGGACUUUGUGUUUUAUCCAUGGAGGACACUUUAGUUAUGCUUGUUGAAAGGAUCAUGAAGGCGGACAACUUCUCCGAAAAUGAGGUGUCUGUGGUAAUGGGGUUGAUAAAAAUCCGUAACUUUCAAGAUGCAUUGGGCACUCUUGGCAGGAUUUUGAAUAGGAGAUAUCCCAAGAGAGGUUACUAGGGAAGAUUGAUGCUGGGAAACCAGUAUUGCAAGGUACAGCUUGCAUUCCUGCUUGUUUCUAACAACGGAAUAUGCCAAGGGGAAUGGUGGAUUUUGAAACUAUGGAGUACUCCACAGGAUGAACAGAGUUCCCGGGAUCCAUUUGCUUUCAGAUGUACUGGGAAUGCGUUUAUCGGCACUGGUAUUCAUGCAAUUUGACUUUUGUCUAAAUUCAAACUCAGUUUCUUUUUUCCUUACCAGCAACGGAAUUUUAGUUGCUUUUCUUGUGGUACAUAAAUCUAAUAUCUGAACCACA